Ostreobium quekettii is the source of this 1395-nucleotide messenger RNA. The record is from the annotation of a GenBank genome assembly. Lineage: Eukaryota; Viridiplantae; Chlorophyta; Ulvophyceae; Bryopsidales; Ostreobiaceae.
GCCGACGCGGGGCGCGGGGCGAGCCAGACAGAGCGCGACGGCGACAGGGCCUACGACAAGGGCACUUAUGGGAACGCCAUCAACGAGUACACGAAGGCCCUGAAGCGGGACAACUGCAAGGCGCUGGAAGGGCAGCUUCUGGCCAAGAGAAGCGCGGCGUUCGCAGCGUUGUCGACCGAGCUGCGGUUCCGACCGGCCACGGCGUCCGCUCUCUAUGGCAUGGACCCCUACGACCUCGCGAGGCUCGCGCUGAAGGAUGGGCAAAGGGUGGCUGAACUCUUUCCCAGGCACUCCGAGGGCCACCUCAGGAAGGCAUUUGGUCAUUAUCUUCUUGAGAACUAUGCCCAAGCAGAGGAGGCAUGCCUGGAAGGCUUGAGAUGGGAUAUUGAUCGUGAAGCCCUGAGGAAAUGCCUCAAAUUGGUGAAGAUUGCCACUGGGGAUGCACAGCAGCAACAGAAUCAAAGGACAGGGAGCGGAAGGCCUUUGGAAGCUUCUCGAGAUGUGGACGAUUUGGAGUGUGUGCUGUGCUUGAAGUUGCUGUGUGAGCCAGUGACAACGCCCUGUGGCCAUUCUUUCUGUUCCCAGUGCCUCCAGAGGUCAUUGGACCACAGCAACAAAUGCCCUUGUUGCCGAACGGUGCUGCAUCUCUCACAAGAGCUCGUCGUGUCAGUGACAUUGAAAAACAUCGUUCAGAAAUCAUUCCCUGAAUUGUAUGCUGAGAGGUUGAAGGAGAUGGCAGACCCAAGCGCUGCAUCCUCAAGUGGAUCUGCCAUCCUCCCCCUUUUCGUACUGACCACCCUGAUGCCAGGUGAGAAGAUGGCCCUGAACAUUUUUGAGCCACGAUACAGGCUCAUGGUCCGGAGAGUCAUGAGCGGCAGCCGGCGAUUUGGGAUGGUGGGGAAGAGCACAGACCCCAACGAAGUGGAGAGGGUGGCGUGUGAAUGUGAAAUCACGGAGUGUGAACCACUCCCAGAUGGUCGAUACUACUUGGAGGUGAUCGGUCGACGACGGAUCCACAUCAAGGAGCACUGGGAACAGGAUGGUUACAGGGUGGGCAAGGUAGAGCAGAUGCACGAUGACACGCCUCUGGACGCGAGCCAAGUGGCCAAACUGGCGGGUGAGAUCAAGGCCACCACUUCAAACUUCCUUUCGCUGCUUCGUACCAUCUUGGCAAAGCGUGGGCCUCGCAACAGCGCCCUCCAACUGCUGGGCCGCGUCAGUGAGGAGCCCUCGGCGACUGAUCCGGAAACGAUCAGCUUCUGGGCAGGAGGUCUGCUGCCUGCUGCUGCUCCGCAGCGCAGCCGGCUGCUGCAGACAACAUCCACCGAAGAGCGCCUCAAUUGGAUGCAGGCGCACUUGAAACAGUUGUGGGAGGCCAAAAACGACUGGGCGUGA